This is a messenger RNA of Beauveria bassiana ARSEF 2860, 1737 nucleotides long. Its product is annotated as A/G-specific adenine glycosylase. Bases 1 to 1737 code for a protein of 578 amino acids. Gene Ontology annotation, cellular component: nucleus. The transcript has a single exon. The record is from RefSeq and is a predicted model, not a curated record. NCBI's taxonomy places the organism in Eukaryota, Fungi, Ascomycota, Sordariomycetes, Hypocreales, Cordycipitaceae. Gene Ontology annotation, molecular function: 4 iron, 4 sulfur cluster binding; 8-oxo-7,8-dihydroguanine DNA N-glycosylase activity; purine-specific mismatch base pair DNA N-glycosylase activity. Gene Ontology annotation, biological process: base-excision repair; mismatch repair.
AUGCGCGGCCAGACGAGGACCGCCGCACGCCGAGCCGCCGCACGCGCACGCACACGCGCCCGCUCCUCCUCCUCCUCCUCAUCCUCGCCCUCAGCCAGCGACUCUGAGAGCGUAUCCCUCGCGCGACCCGCCAAGCGUCGCAAAACAGCCUCUUCCUCCUCAACUUCCAAGCUCGAUGCCUAUCGCGCCCUCCUCCUCCUCCACCAGCAAAAACCCACCGCCGACCUCACCACCCCCAGCCUGCCGCCGACGCGCUGCCACACGCUCGCGUACCAUGUGCCUCUACUACUCCUCGUCGACGGCGGCCCUCGCGCCGCCUUUCUCUCCUGGUUCGACUCUGUGAGCUCCGCCCGCGCCAUGCCCUGGCGUAAACCCUGGAUCGACCCGUCCUCCUUUGCCUCUCCGUCUGAGCUGCGCGCCGCUCUGGAGAAGCGCGCGUACGAGGUCUGGAUCAGCGAGAUUAUGCUGCAGCAGACGCGCGUCGCCGUCGUGGUGGAUUACUGGAAGAGAUGGAUGUCCAAGUGGCCUACGAUUCACGACUUGGCUGCCGCUGACACGGAUGACGUGCUCGCGGCGUGGCGAGGCCUGGGAUACUACAGCCGCGCGACGCGCAUCCACACAGCCGCCCAGCUCGCCGUCGGUGACCCCUCCAUGCAAGGUCUUUUGCCUUCUUCCGCGGCAGACCUCGCGGAGAAGAUCCCCGGCGUGGGGCGGUACACAGCCGGCGCCAUCUCGUGCAUCGCGUUUGGACGGCCGGCGCCCAUGGUCGACGGCAACGUGCUGCGAGUGCUGAGUCGGCAGCUGGGGCUCUACGGAAACAUCAAGACGGAUAAAGCGGUCAUUGACUUGAUUUGGGCUGCGGCCGAGGCGCUCGUCAAUGCCGUGGCGCUCGACGGGGAGGAUGGGGAAGAGGUAGCGGCGGCGGAUACGAGAAGCGAUCGGCCGGGACGCUGGGGGCAGGCGCUCAUGGAGCUGGGCAGCACGGUCUGCGCGCCGAGGCCAGACUGCGGCGCGUGCCCGAUUACAUCGACGUGUCGCGCGUACAGCGAGGGUCUAGCCCUGCUGAGCAAGGAAAAGUCACGAGUGGGCGAGAAUGGCAUUGCGGACAUGGAGGAUCUGUGCGGGGUUUGCCAACCAUUCGACGACACCGACGAUGUUGAGAACCAGCCACCACCACCCGCGGUCACUAAAGGCGGCAAACAAGCCACACUGUCCGCAUUCUUUGCCAAGUCUGCUGUGCCCGCGAAGCCGUCCGCGAAACCAAAAGUCGACAUUGACGGGAUUGUGCGCCACGCUCGCCGGUUUCCCAUCAAGGCGGUGAAAAAGGCCGUCCGGGAGGAGGAGACGCUUGUGUGCGCGGUGGUCCGCGCCGACGGCCGGUACCUGAUCUGGAAGCGGCCGGCCAAGGGCUUACUGGCCGGCCUGUGGGAAUUUCCGAGCUCCUUGCUGGAGAAUCCAAAAGGUAGCAAGGCGGCUGAGCGCAAGAAGCUGGCGAGAGAAUUCGUGGAGGGGUGGCUCAACAAGGACGAGGUUGAGCAUGUGGGGGAGCUGGGGAGUGUGCCGUGGCUAUUCUCACACAUUAGACUUACAAUGCAUGUGCAUCUGUUCAAGAUAAAAGGGACGGAGGAUGCGGGCGUUGAAAGAACGACGGAGGCAAGGUGGUCGGAUAGUGUGGACACGGAGUCGAUGGGUACAGGAAUGCGAAAAUGCUGGGAGUUGGUCAAGGAGGCUACAUGA